Molecule: messenger RNA, 1853 nt
Organism: Parasteatoda tepidariorum (common house spider)
Lineage: Eukaryota; Metazoa; Arthropoda; Arachnida; Araneae; Theridiidae
Source: RefSeq, a predicted model, not a curated record
UGGCUAGAGGACUUCGAAAACACAGUUAAUUUAAGACAAAUAUUAUGCCGGAAAUUAGGAAGUUCCACAGUUAUUAAAAGAAAUAGAAAACUAAUGAAACGCAAACUUUUGGAAAUGAAUGACCAUAUUAUAUUCGAUCAAAACUGCGAAGAAAACAACCUUAACCUUUGAGUGAGAGCAAAUAUUUUUCUAAGAAUGAUAUAAAGAUGGGUUAAAAACUAAUUACAAAAUAAAAAUAAUGCAAAUAAGUUAUAAAAGCCGAAAGAAAAUUCUUUCCAUUCAAAACGCUUGACAAUAACGAUCGAAAAGUUGUUACUUAUGAUCUAUGUUUCAGAAUGUUUUCGUCACCGAUAAGGAAUUAUUUCAUGUUUACUGGCCUUCCAGUUUAUUGUGAAGAUCAAACUAAAUUUGGCUUCGUAUGCUGGUAUUGUUGGAGGGUACUGUUGGUUGUACGAUAUAAUACUGAAUUAAUGUACGUAUCAUACAGAAUGAUAAAUAAGUUUAUAAUUUACGAACUGUAUGGUUUGAUGGAUGUUAUUGUCAGUGCUUUUAUUUUUGAUGCAUUGAUCGGUAAACAUAAAAGGGUAAUGAGUUUACAAAAGGUAAUAACGGAUAAUAUGAAGAACGGCUUCUGCAAAGUAAAAGCUGCAGACCUGCGCCGUGCCACAGUUAUGAAAAUUGUGUUUUUCAUCAGCAUUAUCUCCUGCGUAGUCAGUCUACUGAGCGUUUUUCAAGCGUCAGAAUUCAAUGACUUGGACUUCAUUUCUGAAUCCUUUGACGUAAACUUAAGCUACACGUUGUUUAUAUCUUUAUCGAACUGGUUGACAACAGCGAGCAGCUCAAUGUUUUAUUGUGCAUUCUGCGUUCAUCUGAAAUCUUUGUUCUACUCGAUUAAUGAAAGAGCUCAAAAGUUGGUUAAGGAUAUUGACUUUUUACGUAAUCGCUACAAGCGGCAAUGCAAUAAAAGGUUACAAGAGCAAAGGAAAGCGACAUUAAUGCUACCAACGCCUAAUGAAAGAGCAUUUCACGAUGCAUUUUUGAAAAACGAGAUGUUUGCAAAUAAAUGCCCACUUUGUGAUAAACUCCCUAAUUUUGAAGAAAAUUAUUCGGAUACCUCCUCUUUAAAAAGCACAAAGCAUGAUCAUCGUAGUUCAAUUACUUCUGCGAUAAGUUCGAGGAAACUGUCUACCAGCGAAGGAAAUCCUAUUGACUACCUACCCACAGAUGCCGAAGACAAAAAACUUAACGCUAGAAUCGACUAUGAGAUGUCUGUGAAAGUGCAGGAUGUGAACAGAAGGUUUAUAAAAGUUGCUGAUUUGGUGAAAGAAGCGGAUAACAUAUUUUCCUUGCAAUUUCUAGUGAUUCUGACCAUUACCUUCGUUCACUCUUGCUUUUACAUACUGAUUCAUAUCAGCACUGCAGGAGAAAGGAAAAGUCCCAUAAAAGCAAUGGUCAAUAUUGCUGUUCAGAUAAUCUUAGAUUUAUUGGCAUUCGGAUCUGUCGCUUUUGAGGCGUCACUGUUGGCUGAAGAGGCUAUUAAAUUGGCGCCACUUAUUGCACGAGCAAGGAAAAUGUUUGGAAAUGAAGACUUACAGACUCACGUUCAAAGUGAAGUAACAAUGAUGGCUGUGUAUUCCUUUGAUGUACAGCUUACGGCGUGGAAGAUUUUUACAGUGUCUCGGAGAUUCGUGCCGACUGUAAUUGGUUUUACAAUCACCUACAUAUUAAUAAUAUUGCAAAUUUAUCAGGUGAAUAUAUAUAAUGCAAUUGAAUUUGUCAGACCUUUAAUUGUAAAAAAAUUAAUAUCAUGUAAAAUUUGUAACAAAUGAAUAAAUAAAUCAAUUUCAAACUUA